Jaculus jaculus (lesser Egyptian jerboa) is the source of this 6149-nucleotide messenger RNA. It is a transcript of the gene Zbed6, whose product is annotated as zinc finger BED-type containing 6. The coding region runs from base 1675 to 4608 and encodes 977 amino acids. The record is from RefSeq and is a predicted model, not a curated record. The transcript is spliced from 4 exons. Gene Ontology annotation, molecular function: protein dimerization activity; DNA binding. Gene Ontology annotation, cellular component: nucleus. NCBI's taxonomy places the organism in Eukaryota, Metazoa, Chordata, Mammalia, Rodentia, Dipodidae.
GACCCGUUUCUUGAUUCCCGGGUGGCUUGGGGCCUGGGAGGAGGUUGGGGCAGAGGGCGAGGGGAGUGGCAGCGGCCUCCCCUCGCCCCCUGGGUCUCGGCCUAGCCCGGGGAAGUCAGAGCGGCGGCGGGCGAGAGGGGGACCCUUGAACGACCCUCGCCCGUCCCCGGCCCUCGCCACCGUGGGGUGGGAGCCAGACUCCCGCUCACUCCUCCCCGCCCCACCCCCACGGCGCCUGCUCCCUUCCCAACCACCCUUCCUCCCCUCCCCCACAUCCGGUGUUCGGGAGCCCGGGAUCCCCGCAACUCACACCCCCGCCGCCACCACCACCGCCGUCACCCCGCAGCCCCAGACAAGAGCGCCCGCUCCCGACCCCGGGACGCGGGAUUGACACUAGAUUGCUUUCUUCUGAGCAGUAGUUUCCGUAGCUCCGCCGACCCUCGCUGCCUGGCGCCAGGAGCCGAGUUUACCUACUCUACUUCCUCUCCAGGGUCUUACCACCUGGGAGAUUUUUUUUUUUAAUCCCCCCCCCCUCUUUCUCAUAUUCCACGUACAAAGGAGCCGCUCACUCACUGUAUUCCUGUACCCUACACCCAUCCCUACCCUAAUUACACUCCCACUCCCAGCCCUCAGCGUCGGAGUCAAGAGCUACAGGGACACUUUGUUCUCCUUGUAGGAUUGGUGAGAGCGUAAUGAAGAGCACCCUAAACUCCCAUAAUCGGUGUGGAUCCUAUGGGAAAGGCUCUUAUUGUUGACAUCUACCAGGCUUGGUUCUGAACCUUGAGGAGGAGGCUGUGGAACUAGGGGUAGUCAUGGUUUCUUUUUUUUUUUUUUUUAGGGUAAAUAUGUAGGUAUUGGGAGAAGGGGAAGGAAUCAAUGGAAACUCAUAUUUCCGUUUUUGCUGUUAAUGUAAUGUCAAGUUGAGUUAUUUACAGGCUGUAAAGCUGCUUCCAUCUAAAAGUACUAACUUUUGAUAGAAACAGUAUGUGAAAAAUACAGCUUUGUUACCUUGUUAAAUUUGUUUUUCAGCUACCUACUUUUUUUUUUUUUUUAAUGUCAGAAUUGAAAGGGCCCAACCAUGACCAGUAUGUGGAGUCUGAUUUAGCUUUCCAGAAUUGACUUUUGGGGUUGUAUUGGCAAAUCACAGUCCUAAACGAUGAAUGUUGAAUGAUGCACUAUGUUUUUGUUUAAAUGAAGUUUCCUGAAAAUAGUUUCAGAUUAAGGGGAAAAAUCACUGUUGCUAUCAUGAGGAAUCUUAAGAACGUAUAUUAAGAACUGAAGGCAUGUCCAGCAGAUGUAGUUCUUGAUACAGCAGAAAGAACAUGAACUUGAGGUUUGGAAGACCUGACUUUUAGCUGCUACUAAUCAAGUCCAUGACUGUGGGAAAGUGGGCCUCAGUCCUUUUUUCUAUAACAUGAAGACACUGGACUAUUUGAAUUUAAAAAAUUAGAAGGGAACUUAAGGCCCUCUGAGAAAGUUUGGGAAUGUUCUCCAUUGCUGUCAUUUUUCCUCCCAAAAUAAUCUGGCUUGGAAGUCAUUGGUUCGGAGGGAAUUUGAUGAUUCCCCAUAGAAACUGGAGAAAAAGUAAUGUAAGGAGACAGGAAGAGCUGUAUUUCUGCUUGAAUAAUAAACGCAUGAGCAGGUUCUGGUACGAGUUUUGGAGACAUAAGGAGAAUGAGUCUAUGUGCUCUGAGUGUUCCAGUUUCUUCACUCUCUCCUGGCAGAAGAUGCAGUGCUUUCAGUGGUGCUGAGGUUCUGGGUUGUGUUUCCAUUAAUUCUAAUACCGAUGAAGAUGUGGUAGAGGGAAAGAUGGUGGCAGAAGGAGUGGAUAGAGAGGCAAAACUGCCCUCCAAAAAGAAAAAAAAGAAGGGUUUGCGAAUUAAGGGGAAAAGGCGCAGAAAAAAACUGGUCCUUGCCAAAAAGUUCAGUAAGGAUUUGGGAUCUGGGAGACCUGUUGCAGAUGCCCCUGCUUUGUUGUCGCCCAGUGCCCCUGAGCAAGAUGACGAAAGUCUGUUUGAGAGCAAUAUUGAAAAACAGAUUUAUCUGCCUAGUACCAGAGCCAAGACGUCUAUUGUGUGGCACUUCUUUCAUGUUGACCCCCAGUAUACCUGGCGGGCUAUUUGUAACCUCUGUGAAAAAAGUGUCAGCAGAGGUAAGCCAGGCAGCCAUCUUGGUACAUCCACUCUUCAAAGGCAUCUGCAGGCAAGACAUUCCCCUCACUGGACCAGGGCCAACAAGUUUGGAGUCACUAGUGUGGAGGAGGACUUUUCCUUAGAUCUAUCUUUAUCUCCUUCUUCUCCUGGAAGCAGUGGAAGCUUCGAGUAUAUUCCUAAUGAUUCACUAGAUGAAAAUAGAAUGGGUAAGAAGCGAGAUAAAUCUGCAUCUGAUGCCCUGAGGGCAGAAAGAGGGAGAUACCUCAUCAAAAGUAACAUUGUCAAGCAUGCCUUAAUUCCUGGAACCAGAGCCAAGACAUCUGCAGUUUGGAAUUUUUUUUAUACUGAUCCUCAGCACAUCUCCAGAGCUGUGUGUAACAUAUGUAAAAGAAGUGUGAGCCGUGGUAGGCCAGGUUCCCACUUAGGAACUUCAACACUUCAACGACACCUGCAGGCCACACAUCCCAUCCAUUGGGCAGUAGCCAACAAAGACAGUGGUUCUAUUGGAAAUGGAUUGGAGGAGACUGAAACUGAGGGCAGUGAUCACUUGAAUGAUACUUUGCGUGGAGAGAAGUCUACAGGCAGCCAAGAUUUAACAGCUGAGGACCUCAGUGACUCUGAUACAGAUGAACCUCCUGUUUUAGAGGUUGAAAAUAGACCUGAGAGUCCUAUUCCUGUUGUAGAGCAAGAUCAACUGGUGCAUGCACAAGAGAGAGAAGCAACACAUUGUGAAAACCCAGCCUCAAGUCAAAUAAGUCAGGCCAUUAUUCAAAUGAUUGUGGAGGAUAUGCAUCCAUACAGUUACUUCUCUACCCCAGCUUUUCAGAAGUUUCUUCAGAUUGUUGCUCCUGACUAUAGGUUGCCAUCAGAGACUUACUUUUUCACUAAAGCUGUACCUCAGUUAUAUGAUUGUGUCAGAGAAAAAAUUUUCUUAACUUUAGAAAAUGUUCAAAGCCAAAAGAUCCACCUGACUGUUGACAUAUGGACACAUGAUCCUUCUACGGACUACUUCAUUGUGACUGUACACUGGGUCUCUCUGAACACUGCAUCUUCUCCCGAUAAUGGUGGGACCGCCAAUUUUAGAAAGUGGGCUGUGCUUUGUGUUACAGGGUUAGCCAAAGACUGUCUGAUAACUAAUAUUUUACAAGAAUUAAAUGACCAGAUUGGUCUGUGGCUUUCUCCUAAUUUCCUCGUCCCUCGUUUCAUUGUUUCUGACAAUUCCUCUAGUGUGGUACAUGCAAUCAAAGGUAGUGGUUUUACUCAUGUGCCAUGCUUUCUGCAUUGUUUAAAUGCAGUGAUUCAGGGCUUCUUCUGUGAGCACAAAAGCAUUGAGAAUAUGUUAGUGGCUGCUAGGAAAACCUGUCAUCAUUUUAGUCAUUCUGUCAAGGCCCGCCAGAUACUGCAAGAGUUCCAAAAUGAUCACCAGCUUCCAUGGAAGAAUUUGAAGCAGGAUGAAACAGGCCAUUGGAUUUCUACUUUUUAUAUGCUAAAAUGGCUUUUGGAGCAUUGCUAUUCAGUUCACCAUAGUCUGGGUAGAGCCAGUGGAGUUGUGCUGACCUCCCUUCAAUGGACUCUAAUGACAUACGUUUGUGAUAUUCUUAAGCCUUUUGAGGAAGCCACCCAGAAAGUGAGUGUAAAGACCACAGGACUGAAUCAGGUGCUGCCGCUAAUCCAUCAUCUCCUCUUUUCCCUGCAGAGACUGAGAGAAGAUUUCCAAGUCAGAGGUAUUACUCAGGCCCUCAGUCUGGUGGACAGUUUAUCUUUGAAACUUGAAACUGAUGCCCUACUAAGUGCCAUGCUCAAAUCCAAGCCUUAUGUCUUGGCUGCUUUGUUAGACCCUUGCUUUAAGAGUAGUUGGGAAGACUUUUUUCCUCAAGGAACUGACUUAGAAACUUACAAACAAAUCCUUGCAGAAGAGGUUUGUGGUUAUAUGGAAUCUUCACAAGGGGCCUGCCGAGUUGCAACCUCAGAAGCAUCUGGUUCUUUAGUUAGUUUAGGCACUGACACAUUUCCCUCUUCUGUGGAAGAAGGCACCUCCAGCUCAGCUUCCAUGGGGAGCUCAGCUGCAGACAGUGUGGCCAUUGGAAGCAAAAGCUUGUUCCCUUCUGCAGUAGCAGUAGUGGAUGAGUACUUCAAAGAGAAGUGUUCAGAGUUCUCAGGUGAUGACCCUUUGAUUUACUGGCAGAAGAAGGUGAGCAUAUGGCCAGCUUUGACCCAAGUUGCCAUUCAGUAUUUAAGUUGCCCCAUGUGUAGUUGGCAGUCUGAAUGUAUAUUUACUGCAAACAGUCACUUUCAUCCAAAGCAGAUCAUGAGCAUGGACUUCGAUAAUAUAGAACAGCUGAUAUUUCUGAAAAUGAACUUGAAAAAUGUUAACUAUGAUUAUUCUACUUUGGUUCUGAACUGGGAUUCUGAAAAUAAGGCUGUUCAAAACCAUGAAAAAGAAAUAUUACCUUAAUUUCUUUUUCUUUUUUCUACUUAAAAUAGGCAACUUUUGCUAUGUCACUGUAUCCUUAUUGCUAUUACUAUAUUAGUCAUACUAAUUAUCCCACACAGCAGGAUGUGGUCACAUGCACCUGCAGUUACAGCUAUUUGGGAGGCCGAGGCUGGAGAAUUACUUGAGCCCAUGAGUUUGAGACCAUCCUGGACAACAUAGCAAGAUCCCAUCUCACCAAAAAAUAAAAAUAAAAAUAAAACAACCUAGGAAACCUAAAAACACAAAAAGCCUGAAAAUUCCUCAGAGGCAGUCUAAUGUUGGUAAGAUGUUAACAAGUUGCAACUCAGUGUAGCUAGGGUAGAAAUUGCUCUACCAAUUGAGAAAGAGAAAACUUUUAAAAAUAUAGUGCAGCAUUGAAAGGCUUUAGUUAUUUCUUGCUUGCAGAUUGAACUAAUUGAUUUGAAGUAAAAACUUUAAAACAUGGGAUGUUGGUUACUUGGAAAUCAGUGAUUUGAGGGGAAAAAAUUAAAUGUUAGUCUUUUCCCCUCCUAUUUUUUAAUUUCAUUAAAAACCUUGAUGCUUAUGUAAUGAUUUUUUUUAAAAAAUCACAAAAUUGUCUUUUAUUUGGAAAUUCCUAAUUGCCUCCUCAUACUGGUCAGUUUAUAAUGUCAAAUUACUACUUAUAGUAGAAUUACCCUUCAUAUUUAAGAUUAGGUCUAUAUAAAGGGGGAAACAUUAGAAAACAAUUGGGAAAAAUUACUGUUAGUCUUUGAAUUGCCUUUUAAAAUCUUUAAUACAGUAUAAAAACAAUAAAGAUUGUCUAGGUUAACUAAAGAUAAGUAGUCAGUAUUUCAGCUUGUUAGGAACCAUGGGUGAAAUAAGUGAACACUCUUAGUGAAUCUUAAGGUUCCUUUCCACUCUGAUUGUACAUUUCUAUGAUUGAGUGGAAUGCCAGAAAAUGAUGACUUAGUGAAAGUCUAUUAAAAGUUUCAGACUGAAUAACUAAUGAAAGAUCCCAAUUUUUCCUUUUUUUCAUUUUAGAUUUGGGGAUAUUCCCUGCCCAAAAAAAUCCUGGAAAAUUGACUAGUAUUAAGUGUGAGUAAAAGGCGUAAUAGAUUGGAACUCAAUGAAGACACAGAUGUUCCUAUUGAGAGUAACCAGCUAAUGAUUACGGUUUAAAGACUGUUUCUGUGGUUGAGUUGAUAUUUAGAAGAUUAAACCUGUUUCCAGAGCCCUUGGAGCUGUCCUCACGUUGAAGAACCAGUGACUUUAUUUUAGGAAGCUACUUCUGGUUUGACAAUUUACCCACCAUGCCUAACCAAGGAGAAGACUGCUAUUUUUUUUUCUAUUCUACAUGUACCAAAGAAAUUCUUGUGAUGGACAUGUUGCCUGGGAUAUAUUUCAGUGCCACAAUUGUUUCCUCUGUCCUUUUUGGUUAACAGGGUGACAGCUGCCCAUUUCGUCACUGUGAAGCUGCACUAGGAAAUGAAACAGUUUGCACAUUAUGGCAAGAAGGACGUUGUUUUCGACAGGUGUGCAGGUUUCGCCACAUGGAGAUUGAU